GUGCUGAUCGAUGAGGUUAAGGCCAAGUAUAAAACUGUUACGCCGGGCUGAUCACGCUUUCAUUAAUUGACUGGAACGUGCCCGGGAACGAUCAGCUCGGUCCGCGUGCGGAAGUGCCCUCUCCACCCCCGAAAGGUCGAGUCAACGUCGAGAUGAAGCUGCUGCUGGCUGUCAGUUUCCUGGUCAUUCUGGGCUUCCCCUACGGCCGUUCGUUUGUGGCCCCGGUGUUAAGUGUUUGCUCUCGGAAUGACCCCAAUCUGGAGCAGUGCAUCAUCAACGUGGUCGAGCGGAUCAAGCCCAAUGUGGCCGCGGGGGAUUACGGCGAUGGCCGAGCUGCCCCCAAGAUGGAUCCGGUGUUCUUCAAGCGGCUGGACAUCACCAACGGGCCGGGACUGCAACUGAAUCUGACCGACGUGACCAUCGCCGGAAACAGCAAGUUUGAGGUGAAGCGAAUCCGGUACAACCUGGACCAGCGGCAGUUCAACAUUACGGCGGUCAUUCCGACGCUGACGAUCGACGGGCAGUACGACCUCAGCAUGAACAUUUUGCUGAUGCGGGCCGUCGGAAAGGGCGACUUUCAUCUAACGUUGACCGACACGGUGGCCAACCUCAAGAUGGAAUACCAGGUGGUCCCACGCGGGGGCAAGAACUACGUCCGGUUUAACCCGAUCGAGAUGAAGUUGCGCUUCCCGAAGGCGCGGUUCGACCUGACCGGGCUGUUCAACGGCGACAAAGAGCUGGAGGCGUUUGGAAACCGGGCGAUCAACGAGAAUCCAAACCUGCUGCUGGACGAGGUGAAGCCGGUCUUUGAGAAGCAGCUGGCGCGGAUCUUUACGGAUAUUUCGAACAGUGUUGUCGAGGGUGCUGAGGAGUCGGAGCUGCUGCCACCGUGAGAGAAUUGACUAAGGUAUUUUAAAUAAAUUAAAAUGAUUAGAAUUGUU
Culex quinquefasciatus (southern house mosquito) is the source of this 941-nucleotide messenger RNA. RefSeq lists its product as uncharacterized. Bases 153 to 893 code for a protein of 246 amino acids. Lineage: Eukaryota; Metazoa; Arthropoda; Insecta; Diptera; Culicidae. The record is from RefSeq and is a predicted model, not a curated record. The transcript has 2 exons.